AGGCCGGGUCGUCAGACUUGAAAUUUCUCUUUGCUUAAGUUUUCUUUCUUGUUUUUUCCCCCCAUCCUUUGGACAUUCUAUACACAUCAGAACAGACGGGGCAAGAGAGCAGACUUGUGUGUAUAUGUUGUACACACAUAUUCGGACCCAGUAUAUAUAGAUAUAUAUCAUAUAUAUACACACACACAAGUGUUGCCAAGACUUUUUAGGUCUGUUCUUUUCUAGACAUUUUCAUGUUGAUUUAUUGCGUUUCGAGUUUUCUUUGGGGCGAGAAUUUAAAAAUCGAAUUUGAUUUUUUUUUUAAACAUUGUUUGAUUAGUUGUGAGUGCUUUUUUUUCAAAUUUUCUUGUGCGUAGUGUUUGUGUGUAUGUGUGUGUAUGUGUUUCUCGUUCUACGAGCUACUGGCAGUGCAUUUUUCGUGUGAUACUUAAUCAACACCAUCCUGCUUUCCAUUUUGUGUUUGGAGUCGGUGGAAAAGGAAGAAACUUCCUUGAAGGAUAUGAUUGGAGGAAAUUAAGUCGUUUUGAUUGAAAGAAAAGACGAAAAUCAAAGAAGACGAGACGUUAUGGAAACUAAUGUGCCUGUCUUAUCGUCGCGAUCGGAUUGCAAUUUGAACUGGAUGACACGCGUUCCAUCCCCUUUCCCGCCGGGCGUCGUUGAGCACCUCCCCCCCGACGGACGACUUCAUCAUCAAAGGAGACUAGCAGAGACAGCCCCAGAAACGGCCAACGUAAUGAAUUAUCCAGCUCAGCAGCCAAAGGUUUUGAUGACACGAACGAAAGUGGAGACGAUGGCCGAUCAACGUCGCGCUCCUCCGCCUCCUCCGCCGAGAGGUGUGACUCUCCGUUCGCCAUCUGCUGUUAUCGCGCCUUCAGGCGCUUUUGGAACAGCUCAUCCGCCUUCGUCGAUUGCGACAUCCGCCAGCACGUCGGCCGUCAAUCGACUCCCUUUCAAAACGUCCAAUGCCGUCGCCCCCAAUGCGAUUGCACCUACCAUUAAGCCGGUGAUGAAGGAACACGUUCCAGCCGAACUGUCCGCUGGAUUGUCGGUGGUGCAGCAGCAACACCAUCCGCAAGGCUACCUGGAAACACGAUACGCCUACAGCGUCAACGGCAUCUUAGGGUCGGCCGCCCAAGCGUCCGCAGCCGCCGCUUUCUUCGCCAGAGCGUCACAGAAAUUGAAUUUGGCUUCGCCUCAGCGCCGGAAGCGUCACGGCUCGUCUGAUGGAGCCGAAUCGCCCAUUCCGGCAGCCGUUCACCGUUUUGGAACGGAUUUCAGCGGUUUACUGCGCCGCAACCCACCGCCUCCUCCGCCGCACCUUCUGCGCCGGCUCGGACUCCGCGAGAAUCCAGGCGUCGGAAAAGUGAGGGUAAUGCUGCGAGUAGCGGGCGACCCGACGACGUCCAACUUUCUCAGCGUCGAUAAGAAGCGCAAACAGUUGACGCUUCAAGAGCCCGGUAAUCAUAGUUCGCUGACGUUAGCGUCGUCUUCGUCGUCGGAGAAAGAGCAUCAAGUUGGCGCCGAGGACCGUCGCGUGGGUGUGGCCGCGCCCAAAAUGUUCGCAUUCGACGGCCUCUUCACCGCCGCUGACAAUUCUCAGGGCGACGUUGCCGCUUCAGUGCUGAGUGACAUUGUCACCGCCGUCAUCAACGGCUCGGACGGAUGCGUUUUCUGUUUCGGACACGCUCAACUCGGUAAAACGACUACGAUGGUGGGUUCGUGUUCGGAAGACAUUGGUCCCGGACUUAUGCCGACGGCCAUCGCUUGGCUCUUCCGCGGCAUUGGCGAACAGAAGAAUAAAACCGGUGCAAGGUUUUCGGUUCGCGUUUCAGCCGUCGAAAUUGCUGGCCCAGCUGAAGUUCUCCGCGAUCUUCUCGCUCCACACGCAACCGAAUCUGAAGAGUCGCCGGGCGUGUACUUGCGCGACGAUCCUUUGCUGGGCACUCAACUGCAAAAUCAAAGCGAAUUGCGAGCUCCGACGGCUGAAAAAGCCGCCUUCUAUCUGGAUGCAGCUCUAGCUGCUCGUACGGAUGCAUCAUCGCCGGAUGCGCGUUUUUCCCAUUUGCUCUACACGUUGCACGUCUACCAGUACAGCGUCGAUAGAAACCCCAGCCGAACUGGCAGCAGCGGUCACGCCACUGGUGGUAGUGCCGGUUCCGGGGUGGCUGGAGGACGAUCACGACUUCAUUUGCUGGAUCUUGGUAGUUGCCAACAAACGGGUCGGCCCACCGGAAAUGGCCAAUCGUCAGCUAACAACAUGACCCUAUCCGGUUUGGGUAAUGUACUGGUGGCUUUAUUCAACGGUCAGCGACAUCUACCGCAUCGUGAACAUAAGAUCACUCAAGUACUUCGUGAAUGUCUCGGAUCGCUGACGUGUCAAGCCGCUCUGGUCGCUCACGUUGCCGCUUCAUCCGCCUACUCGGAGACCCUCUCCACCGUGCAGAUGGCGUCCAGGGUCCACAGGAUGAGGCGUAGGAGGAUGAAACAGUACAAUAACGCUGGAUCGGGUGGCUCAGGAUCAGGUGGCAGCAGCGAAGAUUCCAGUCGAUUGGGCCUGUCUCGAUCUUCGGGUGGCGAGAGUUCCACUGGUGGAUCAGCUGAUCCAUCGAGCAGCGAACAGUCAUGUGACACGGUCAUCUACGUCGGCCCGAUCGACGACGCCACCGAUGGCGAACAUCCGCCCGUUUAUUUACCAAGUCUCAAUUCAGGAGACCAUCGUUGUUCCAUGUCUCGUGCGUUGAGAGGAUCUACCGUGGACCGUCCGGCAGGUCAGCAACAAUCGAACAGAAGUCCAGUGCAUCACGCCAAGAAAGAGAGUCCGACGCCGGUGGCUCCUUCACGAUCGCCGCAAAUUCAGCGCAAAGUAGCCAAAUGCGAACCCAUCCAGCAAUCCAGCAAGCAGAGUGGUAGUGUGGCUGUUAGCAGCAACGAAGAGCAGUGGAUCGACGGACCGAGAUUCAACAAGACUCGCAUUUCUCAAGCGCGAAUGCAAGUGGUACGACAUCAACGGGAAAUGUGGGUGGAUGGCCCGCCUACCGAUGCUGCCCAGGUGUUACCAACGCCCGCAGUCUUACCUACCGUUACUCCGACUGUCAAUCAAGCUCCGCUAGGAUACGGUUUCAUGGAUCAGCACAAACAAGGAAUGAUCCGCCAAUGGGUCGAAAAUCAAAGUGUCCAGCAGCGACACCCACCGGUGCGGACCAACGGACAAAUGUGGAUCGAUGCUCAGCCCCGGCCAGCCCCCGAGCCAGGCACUCCAGUCAAGGUCUUAACUGUCUUUAAGACAUGCCCGGAUGACGAAGAUGAGUCGAAAGAAGUCGAUAACGCGACGCCUGCUGAAAAUACCCGUUCGCCGAGAGUAAAUCGCCAUCCGGUUCCAGUGAAGCAGUCUCGCAGAAAAGCCGAGUCUUCUCUAACGGAAGAAGUCACCAUUUCAUCCAAUCCCAAACAGCCACCAGAAGAGAAGCUCAACUGCUUGAGCGGCGUCAGUGGCGCCAACAUUGAAAGCGUUGAGCCGACGGCAUCGAGCUUAACGCUGGAACAGCUCUACUCCCAGUGCGAACAACUGGCAGACUCGCUUGUCCAGGAAGAAGAACAUGUCGCUGUUGAGGACUCGUCGACCGAUGAAGCCUCUGACGAUCUUUCAGCCGCCCUGGACGUGACAUCCGAACAGGUUUCAAUCAGCUGCGAUUCGUGGAGGCGUGUCCGACAUCGUGACGAAGACGACAAUACCACAGUGACGGAAUUUAAAGUCUCUGAGGCGGCCAAUCAGAGAGGCCGCCAUGCUUCCCCCAUGCAUGGCCGCGGUGGAGAUUACAGUCCCGAGUACAUCGAAGUCGAGGAACCAGAUGAACCUGUACCUACACAAGAUUCUUGCCUCCAAGUAACCGAAGAAGAUAUCGCCUUCUCCAUGAUGGAAGCCUUAGAGGCUAAAUGUAACGACACGCGCAGCCUGUGCAGCUUCGGCGACGGGGAAGAACAUCCGUUGCGUGCCCUUUCGCACGAUAAUUUGACCAUCAUUUCACAUUUUACCGGAGAGACCUACUCGCAAGGCACGGCCUGCGAAUGGGAACCCAUUGCGUCAUCUAUUUUUGAUCCGAUGCCCUCGUCUUCCGCCAUGGAAAAUGCGGAAUUCUAUCAAACACAGCUGGAACAGCUGGCCAAGUUGCAUCAGCAAAUCUACCAGCAAUCCGUUGCAGGAAACGCUGCCGGAACUCUUCAUCCCACGCCACUUAGUGCUCUUACUAACUGUAACAUCGGAUCUUUCAAGGAUUUGCCACUGCUCACCCAGGAUUGGAACAACGUGGCCGUCAGGACUUCGCCCGGAAGAAACGGCUUAGGUCAGGAAACUCGCAAAGCAAUGGUGUCCACCAUUGGCAUGGAAUUAGAACGUGAGUUGGGUAUCCAGGACGCCAAUCAAGCUGCUCUUCUGUCUUCCUUGAGACAUCCGGACGGUGCUUCCGAUCCGCAUUUGGAUCAACAUUCUGGCAAGGCUUACGAAAGCUCCCGUUCAUGUGAGUUACAACAACAACAACAGGAAAGGUUACCGGGCAACGGAGCAUCUAACUCUGAUCCUGAGGAGGAGAUGGCCAUAAAAUCUAAUGCAAUUAAGACCGCAGCAACGAUGGCUAAUUUGAUCCCUGAACGCGAGCAGUGCAAAAGCUUUAAUGAAGAGAACAGCGUUGAACACGAGAAAGUAAUUCAUCAUAAAACGCCUAAACUAAGCCGGUUUUUCUCCGGUUCCAAGAACAAGCAACAGUCGAGCUCAAUCACUAAGCGCAACACGGCCACCAGCACGGUGGCCAGCCCCAUACCAACUCCCAAAGCGACGUCAUCAGCCAAAGCGUCGCCCAAGGUCGAGAAGCGUUCAAAGAGCCGAGAAAAUACGAGUAAACACAAUUCGCCCGCCAAGUCGCUCUCCAAAUCGCCGUCUCGCAUCGAUCCAACCACUUCUGUCUCGAUUCCUCCAUCGCCCAAGUCACAAUCGUCCAAAUCCAGCAACAAGAAAGAUAAACUGAAGGCCAGCUCAUCGCAUAAGAGCCCGAAGAAGGAUUUGAAAAUCAACUGGGACGGAAAGUCAUCCGGAUCAAAACGUGACGUCAAAUCUUACGGAUUCAGUUACGAGAGCUGUCAGCAAACGGCACCCAGCUCGUUGUGUCCGUCUGAAGGUUACGAAAGUGGAGGGUCAGAUUCUGGUGUUCACCUCAGUGCAGCCUCUCCUAUCAAGAGCCGUCGGCAUGCCCAGCAGAUACAACAACAGCAACAGAUUCGCCGUCAGCAUUUGAUGCCGAUCGGCGAAAUGUCGAGGAAAAACUUCUCGAGUGGAACGAGCACCAGCGGAUCAGGUGGCUCAGGCGGGUCCGCUGGCCAUUACGAGAGUUCCGGUUAUGAAAGUGUCAUUCGAGAUAGCGAAUGUUCCAGCUUAGGGUCCAGCAGCCAAGACUCGGAUCGCGAAGCUCAUCCCUUAGCUCUGGCUAUUAGCACUGGCAAACAACCUGCUACGAUUGGUCAAUCAAGCAGUUGCACAAUACUUUAAGAAAAAUAAUUGAGGAAUGAGAAUUUCAAAAAAAAAAGGACCAAGACGAGAAACAAUUGAAUGUCGAGAAAACGGGUUGUCUUAUCCCACGACGAAUGUCGGUCUAGACUUACUCGAUCUAUAAUUUGGUUCUCGAUGAGAAAAUGAGGUUCUAUGCUGGAAAUGGCGCUUUUCUCCCUUUAAACGGGAAGAACCUUUCGUUUGCGUCAGCAUUGUUUUUGUGGAUUACGACGUAUCCUUGUGUUUUUGUCGAUUGCACAUCAAGCUAACGGACCAUACUUUUCUUUUUCAUCUAAGCUUUCUAGUGUAAUGGAUUUCGUCUCUCUGAAGCUUGUCAUUUCAUGAGAUUCUCGGGCGCGGGUGUAUGUGUUUGGUCUCUGUAUUAAAUUGAAACUUUCUACAAAUUUCGUAACUAUGGGACAUGAGUGCGACAAAGAAAAUGAAAUACUUGGAAUUGAGCAGAAAACGCUGUCAUUCGUUGGUCACAUUUAAAAAAAAACAUGUUGCUUUUUUUCUUUUUCUUUUUAAUUGCAAAUUCUAUGGUGAACAUAAAAGCGAAAUCUUUGUAUCAUUCUCCAAAACGUUUCGUGAUGUGUAUAUACAUAAUAUUACCUGAAAGUGAUUUUUACAUACACAAGGUUAGCGUCUUUUCCUCCGUA
This is a messenger RNA of Daphnia magna, 6195 nucleotides long. RefSeq names its product kinesin-like protein KIF26B. The record is from RefSeq and is a predicted model, not a curated record. Gene Ontology annotation, molecular function: microtubule motor activity; microtubule binding; ATP binding. The coding region runs from base 566 to 5536 and encodes 1656 amino acids. The transcript is spliced from 15 exons. NCBI's taxonomy places the organism in Eukaryota, Metazoa, Arthropoda, Branchiopoda, Diplostraca, Daphniidae. Gene Ontology annotation, biological process: microtubule-based movement.